AUGUCUAAUCCAAGACCAAUCACCUUUGACCCACGGGUCUUUGACCCAUCCUCCAUCACGGAAGAAGCCAAGGCUUUUGACGCCAAAGCGAAGGAUGUUGAAUCAAGAAUGCCCAAAAUCCAAAUUGUUGGUGCCAAAGAAAUGCGCCGCAUGCGUCUCGCCGGCGAGACAGCCAGGCCUCCGCCAACUCUUGUCGAGUCGGCCACCGUCUCCAGCAUUCCCUCUCGAGAACCUGGACGGAGCAUCCCAAUCCGCAUCCUGACACCCCAAAACGGAAAACCAAUUCGUGGCGUCUAUAUGCACAUCCACGGGGGCGGCUGGUCGCUAGCAGACGAGUCCUUUGCCGAUCUAUUCCUGCAGGGCCUGGCCGACGGCCACGGCCUGGUAUGCGUCUCCAUCGGCUACAGACUUGCCCCCGAGCACCCCUUCCCAGCUGGGCCCGAGGACUGCUACGACGCCGUAGAGUGGCUCGUCCUCAACUCGGAGGCAACCUACAAGGUUCCUCUUGCUUUCAUCGGUGGAGACUCAGCCGGCGGCCACUUGUCCAUGCUUACCGGGCUUCAUCUCCUCCAGCACUCGGACGAGAGGUUCUCCAGCUACCCCCUCAAGGGGCUGAUGCUGCACUUUGGGGCCUUCUCGCUCAAUUUCAUGCCAUCUGGACUCAACAUGACUCAGAACGAGUCUGGUCUCAACAUUGACUACGACGCCAUGGUCUUUUGCCGCGACCAGUUCCUGCCUGGCUGGACGCAUGAGACGCUCAUCAGGCCGGACGUGAGCCCUCUCUACACUAACCUGGAACCCCUCCGAGGGAAACUCUACCCGGUACUCUUCACCUGCGGUACCAGGGAUGUCUUGAUUGACGAUACAUUGUUCAUGAGUGUAAAGUGGUUAGCAGCUGGAGGUGAGGCCGUUGUAGAAAUCGUGCCUGGUGCGCAACAUGGGUACAUUAUGGCCCCACGGAGCCUCGUGGGAAGUGGCUCUGAGCAGGGUAUGGCUGCAGUUGAUCGUUUCAUUGAGGAUAAACUUCAGUUAUACAAGCUCGUACCUACCUGGGCAUCGUCAAAGAAGUACAGCGAGCAAACAACCUGGCACCAGGCAAUUGGAUCCCACACAACGAUGGACGACUUCCAAAAACGCAUCGACUCGCUCCUGGAGAGCUACCUCGAGUUUCUGGACGAGUACACCCGCCUGCGAGCCCAGCUUUCCAAGCUCCAGGCCGGCGUCUACCAGAACAUUGCCCGAGCCAACUUCUCCGCCGAGCGCGGCCUGCGCUACGGGCAGGACCAGUAUGACGAGCGUAUGCAGGCAUCCAGGCUUCUGAGGAUCUCCGCUGGCGACAACGGCGAGGACGAUAGCGCGCCAAGGUUCCAUGUAGAAAAAUUCAACAGCUCUGCAACUGAAACGCCGCCUGCCACCGAGCCAGAUCGUCCGAGCAGUGGGGAGGAGGAACAAGAGAGCGAUGAUGCUGCUCCUCAAGAUGGGAAAAAUGAACGCGACGAAAAUAGUGUCGAAGAAGAAAAAAAAGAGGAAAAGCCGAUUGGAGAGGAGGAACAAACAACCAGUACGGUCCGCAAGGAUCCUCUGUUCUGGUUUGGUUUGCUUGCUCCGAUGCCACUCCGCAAUGCCCAAAGCCUAGCUAUCGAAGCUAUGGAGCAAAUCAUACCACGACUCGUCACCGUCAACGCUGAAAUGCUCAGGCUGGAAAUUGAGGUAGGGCGGGCUCGUAAAAGGCGAGCAAAGUUUCUACAGAAGAGCAAGGCGGAGCUGGUACCCACUGAGGCAGAAGUGCAGGCCACCACUCCUGCUGUUGAAGCUACAUGA
Clonostachys rhizophaga is the source of this 1821-nucleotide messenger RNA. NCBI's taxonomy places the organism in Eukaryota, Fungi, Ascomycota, Sordariomycetes, Hypocreales, Bionectriaceae. The record is from the annotation of a GenBank genome assembly.